Messenger RNA from Didymodactylos carnosus, 2070 nucleotides. Lineage: Eukaryota; Metazoa; Rotifera; Eurotatoria; Philodinida; Philodinidae. The record is from the annotation of a GenBank genome assembly.
AUGGUAGCACUCGCUCCUAAUAUAAUAUCUGAUGCUGUAUCACCAUUUUGUUUUCCUCGUGAUGAAAUAAGUUCGUCUGAUUUUAAUGUUGAUGCAUUUGUUGCAAAAUAUAAACGUGAAGUGGGAUUAGAAAAACUACGAGAUGAUUUAGAUUUAUUUUUACGUGUACUUAAAUCGUCUAUGGUUGAAUUGAUUAAUCGAGAUUAUGCCGAUUUUGUUAAUUUAUCAACAAAUUUGGUAAUAGUUGGUCUCGACAAAUCUAUAACCACAUUAAAAAAUCCAUUGACUAAUAUGAGAUCAGAUAUUCUCAAAAUAAAUGAAACAUUACAAUCACAACGACAAUUAAUUGAAGUUAAAUUGCGUGAACAAACAGAAAUACGUAAACGUAAACAACUGAUACAAUCAAUUAUUGACGUACAAAAAGCAAUAAGAAAAUUACAUGAACUUGAUGAUGCUGUUAAUUUGAACAACAUUGGCAUCACGGAAAUGAUUGAACGUGCUGUAGUUCAAUUUGGCUUUAUAAGUAUUGAAUUGAAGAAAUGUGGAAACGAAGAUAUUGAUUCAUUAAAAGCGCUGAUUGAAAAUCUUCAACGUGUUUUUCAAGAACGUUUAUCAUCAGCAUUUAUCAAUGCCUAUCGUGAACAAAAUAUGUCGCUAUUAGCCGAUUGUCUGAAAGGUUUAGCAUGUAUAUCAUUACAAAACGUUGCAGAACAAGCGUUUGCUCAAGAAAUUGUUCGACCUUAUAUGGAAAAAACAAUUCGCUAUAUUCUUAUUCAAACAACUGACAUAUUACCAGCAUUAGAAAAAACAUUAGAUUUUAUUCAAACAGAAUGUAAAGCAAUGUUGUAUGUUGUUGAACGUAUUAAUCGAGAAUGUGGUAGUCAUUUUGAUUUUGUUGUUAAUUCAAUAUUUCCCGAACUAUCAAAUUGUCUUGAACAAUCGUCACAUAUGAUAUUCUUUGCGGGUGAUCCAGAGAUGUUUCAUCAACGUUAUCAGCAUUGGAUGCGAUUUAUUGAACAAUUAGAUGAAUUAUUAUCAAAAGCAAGUGAACAACGUUUAAAAAGAUCGAAACAAUAUCAACAUUUUCUUAAUCGAUGGGAUUUAGCUGUUUAUUAUCAGAUAAGAUUUCAAGAAAUAGCAAGUUCAAUUGAAACUGUUCUUGCUCAUGAACCGUUGGCAGUUGCACCAGAUGGUAGUAAAUAUCGUACACUAGCAGUUGACACUAUAUUUAAUUCAAUCGAUCGAUGUUGGCAACCGAAUGUUUAUCUUGAACCAUUGGCUCAUCGUUUCUGGAAAUUAACGUUACAAUGUAUGUCUCGAUUUCAUGUGUGGUUGGAAUCAAUAACAACCAAGAAAAACAGUAGUGAUGAUAAUAUAAAAAAUCUUUUGAAUCUAUAUGUAGAUUUAGAGUCAUUCUACAAUGAAAUGAAAACAUAUUUUCAAAAUGUCAUCGUUCAAAAACUAUCAUCAUUACCCUCUUCAUCAUCAUCUAAAUUUGAUCAACAAUUGGCUGAUGAAGAGUGUUUAAUUACAAUUGUUGAGCAACGACGAACUGAUCUAAAAAGUAUGGUCAUUCGUCAACUUGUUAAUCGUUGUAUUGAAACAUUACAUUCUGUCCAAGAUAUACCACGUCUAUAUAGAAAAACAAAUCGAGAGGCACCAACAAAACCGUCAACUUGUAUUAUAGCCACAUUUCGUCAUUUAAAAACGUUUUCAGAUGAAUUUAGUGGCACAAUUCUUACAUACGAUGAAUGUCACAAAUUUCUAAAAUUAGCCAUUGAUGAUAUUACAAAAAAAUAUUAUGAUCUUUGCUCUGACAUACUUUCAUCUGUUCGAAAAAUGGAAGAUAGUAUUCUAUUAUUGAAACGUGUCCGAGAAACAUCCUCAGUAAAAACAUCAUUAGUACAAAAUAAUCCUAGUGUAACUGUGUCAGAUGAUAAUAAAAUUCGUAUGCAAAUAACCAAUGAUAUUAAUGCAUUUACUAAUGAAUUAGAAAAACUUGGCAUUACAUCCGACUCCUCCAAUAAAUUGACUUUAUUAAUAACGGAAGAAGGUCGACUUCAAGCUUAA